AUGUCCGCCGAAGAGCCCGACUUUCUCGACCAGCUCAUAGCAGCCCACGAAGCCAACCCCAACCCUUCGCAAAAAGAAGUCACCUAUGAAGACUUCCAGAAAGUGCUCGACUCUACACCCUUGUUCAUGAGGGAGACGCCCGAAGAAGGGCCCGACGGUAAUCAUCCCAUCUUGGAUGCCCUCAAAACCCUAGUGUUUGAUGGUGAAGGAGAUGAGGUCGCUCUCAAUCUCAAAAACCACGGCAACGAGCUCUACGGCCAAAAGUCCUACGCCGACGCUAUCGUAGCCUACACUCAAGCCAUCGAUGCCAAACCCGCCGAUCACCGUCUCCGCAUCACCCUCUACAACAACCGCGCCGCCUCCCACCUCAUGCUCAGAAAGUACAGCAGUGUCCUCGAAGACACGAGCAGUACCAUUGCCAUCUACUCUGCUGGGAAAAAGUCGGGGCUUGACCAGGAUAAGGGGCUCGUAAAGGCGUUGUGGAGGUCGGCACAGGCGCUGGUAGCGCUCAGAAGAUGGCAGGAGGCAGGAGAUGUCAUUCCCCGUGGUGCCGACCUGGCGAAAGAGGUCGGAGAAGAUACCGAGGGCUGGGACAAACUCCGCGUGCAGGUGGAGAAGGGGAUCAAGCAGGCUGAAGAGCAUGCUGAGCGUCUCCGGCGCGAGACCAUGACCAAGCUUGCUUUGAAACAGGCGGUGUCGGACAGGGGGUUGAUCAUCCUCGACACUCCUUCCCCGCCUGAUAACCCCAACCCGCCCCACUUUGACCCAGACUCCAUCCCUCCUACAGACAACGAAUCUGGCUGGGCCCCACCCACACCGCAUACGCCUGUGGUGUUCCCCGUCUUCUUGCUGUACCCUUCGUAUAGCCAGUCUGAUUUCAUCACGCACUUUCACGAAAACUCGGCGUUUGAGGAUCAGCUCGCAGUCAUGUUCCCCACCUCUCCCUCCAACCCACAAGUCCCUUGGACAGAAUGGGAUGAAAAGCACGAGUACUAUGUGCCCAACCUUGUUCUCUACGUGGAGACAUCAGAGAAGCGACUGUUGAAGGUCGGGAAGGAGUUGACGUUGAGGGAGGUGCUGCUAAAGGCCAAGAGGGACGCCAAGGGGAGCGUCAAGAAGGACGGUGUGGUGCUGAGAGAUGGAUUGCUGAGCUUUGUGAUCCUCAUCAAGGGAGCGCAAGAGAGGGCAUGGAUAGAAGAGUUCAAGAAGGCGCGAGAUGCGGCACAGUAG
Molecule: messenger RNA, 1230 nt
Organism: Cryptococcus wingfieldii CBS 7118
Lineage: Eukaryota; Fungi; Basidiomycota; Tremellomycetes; Tremellales; Cryptococcaceae
Product: TPR repeat protein
Exons: 2
Coding region: 1-1230 (409 amino acids)
Molecular function (GO): Hsp90 protein binding
Source: RefSeq, a predicted model, not a curated record